Messenger RNA from Chenopodium quinoa (quinoa), 924 nucleotides. RefSeq lists its product as uncharacterized. The record is from RefSeq and is a predicted model, not a curated record. Gene Ontology annotation, molecular function: nucleic acid binding; zinc ion binding. Lineage: Eukaryota; Viridiplantae; Streptophyta; Magnoliopsida; Caryophyllales; Amaranthaceae. The coding region runs from base 1 to 924 and encodes 307 amino acids. The transcript has 2 exons.
AUGGGAGACUUGAUGAAAAGACAAUUUGACGUAUUAGACUUGUUCGGACAUAAUUAUCUUGAAUGGACAGUUGAUGCCCAAAUGAAUUUAAAGGCUCGGGGAUUGGAACAUACAAUCAAAGAAAUUACCAUCCCAGGAAACGAAAAAGAUGCCCCUGCUCAAGUUAAAGUUCCUACUGAUCAAGAGAAAGCAAAAGUUAUAGUUCUCUUAAGGCAUCAUUUACAUAACAGUUUAAAAACUGAGUAUUUAAUGGUGGAAAAUCCCAAAGAACUAUGGGAUAGCCUGAAGGAAGUCACUGAAGUGCAAAUGAUAGAGAAAUCACUCUCUACAUUCCAUGCUAACAACAUUGUAUUGCAACAGCAAUACCGUGAAAGAGGUUUUGCAAAAUAUUCUGAGCUUAUUUCUACAUUAUUGGUUGCUGAAAAGAAUAAUGAUCUUCUGUUGAAGAAUCACAACCUAAGACCAACUGGGUCUCAAGCAUUCAAUGAAACAAAUGCUGUAGAAAGCUCAAAUCCACCUGAGACAAAUGUUGCUCAUAGAGGUGGACGUGGAAAAUAUAAUAAUCAUGGAAGAGGUCGUGGAAAUUUCCGCGGACGUGGUCAUGGCCGUGGUAGAGGUCAUUUCCCCCCUAGAAACAACACUCAAAGGGGGCAUCAACAAGGAAACAAAAAUCAAGCCACCACAAAAGGAAAAGACACAUGUUAUAGAUGUGGCAUGACUGGACAUUGGGGACGUACUUGUCGUACGGCCAAACAUCUGGUAGAACUAUACCAGGCUUCCAUUAAAGGGAAAGAAAAACAUGCCGAAGCAAAUUGCGUUAAUGAAGAAAAUGUCCCUGGAACUAGCUUUGAUGUAUCUGAUUUCCUCAUAGACAAUGGUGAAGCUGGUGGUGAAUUUAUCUUUGGAGAGAAUAAUCAUGUUUAG